UGGUGGCAAGACAGCUUGAGAAAAGCAUGUAUCUGUAAAUAAAGCUUCAUAGAUAAAAAUUUUCAGAGGGCAGAGAGACGCAAUGGCGAUGGGAUUUUCAAGAGUCCUUCUCCUUUUUUAUUCCGUUCUCCUAUUCCUUGCUACUCUCACCCUUGGGGCCGAUCCAUUCUUCCAGGCUCGUUGCGUAAACACAGCAGGUAACUACACCGCAAACAGCACUUACCAGAACAACCUCGACAAUAUCUUCUCUCAAGUCACCUCUCUAACAGAAUUCAAUUAUGGGUUCCAUAAUCUGUCUUCUGGUCAAAACCCCAACAAAGUCAAUGCGAUUGCACUUUGCAGGGGGGAUACUAACCUAGAUAAUUGCAACAGUUGCCUUAACGAGACCGUGUCUGAGCUCAGGCAGCGAUGUCCCCUAUACAAGGAGGUGGUUGGAUGGUCUGAAUUUUGUAUGUUGCGCUAUGCGAACCGAGAUAUCCUUGGAGAAAUGGAAGUCUCUCCUAGCGCUUGUCUACUCAACACACAGGACGUAACGAAUGCUGAUCAGUUCAAUCAGGCAUUGGAAAACCUGUUGAAUAAUUUGAGCAGUCAAGCCGCAGCCGAGGGUCCUCUCCGCAAGUAUGCAGCAGAUAACUUAACGGCGGGCGUUUUUCAAACAGUAUAUACUAUGGUACAGUGCACUCCCGAUUUGUCCGAGCAAGAAUGCGGCGAGUGUCUAACUGUGGUCAAGAACGGGAUUGGAAAUUGCUGCUUGGGGAAGAGGGGAUGCAGGGUUCUUAGACCAAGCUGUUUCUUGAGAUUUGAGUCUAGCCCAUUUUUUGAGACUCCAGUUCCUCUACCGUCACCUCCGCCAUCCCCAACUACUCCUCCACCUCCCGCUACAGGAGGAAAGGGCAAUAACACAACCCGGACUAUCAUCAUUGUUGUUGCUUCAGUUGUUGGAGUUGUGAUACUAAUAACCAUCUCCAUCUGCAUCUUUCUGAGAGCCAGAAAGAACUGGGAAAAAGUUGAAACUGUUGAUGAGAUUAUUAGGGUUGAGUCCUUGCAAUUUGACUUUGCCACUAUCCGGGUUGCGACUGAUAACUUUUCGGACGCAAAUAAGCUUGGCCAAGGUGGAUUUGGAGCUGUUUACAAGGGUUUGCUUCCAGAUGGACAAGAGGUUGCUGUGAAAAGACUAUCUACAGAUUCUGGACAAGGAGAGGUAGAAUUUAAGAACGAGGUCCUGCUGGUGGCCAAGCUUCAACACCGAAAUUUAGUUAGGCUCCUUGGUUUCUGCUUAGAAGGACGUGAAAGACUUCUAAUCUAUGAGUUUGUGCCAAACGCAAGCCUUGAUCAUUUCAUUUUUGAUCAAGUCAAACGCAUACAGUUAGAUUGGGAAAGGCGCUACAAAAUCAUAGGAGGCAUUGCUCGUGGGCUCCUUUAUCUUCAUGAAGAUUCUCGAUUGAGGAUAAUCCACCGUGAUCUUAAAGCUAGCAAUAUUUUAUUAGAUGCAGAGAUGAUUCCUAAAAUUGCAGAUUUUGGGAUGGCAAGGUUGUUUGUGCGUGAUGAAACACAAGGCAAUACCAGCAGAAUCGUGGGGACGUAUGGAUAUAUGGCACCUGAAUAUGCUAUGCACGGGCAAUUUUCAGUUAAGUCGGAUGUAUUUAGUUUUGGUGUGAUAAUUUUAGAAAUUAUAAGUGGUCAGAAAAAUAAUUGCUUUCGUAAAGGGGAGACUGUGGAGGACCUACUAAGCUAUGCUUGGAAAAAUUGGAGGGAAGGGACAGCAUUGAAUCUCAUUGAUCCAACUUUGAGGGAUGGUUCGAGAAAUGAAAUGCUGAGAUGUAUCCACAUUGGAUUAUUAUGUGUUCAAGAAAACGUAGCUAACAGGCCAACCAUGGCUACAGUUGUUCUAAUGCUUAAUAGCUUCUCAAUCUCCCUCCCACUACCCUCCCAACCAGCAUUUUUUAUACACAGCAACAUUGAUUCUGACAUGUCAUCUUCGCGGGGUUAUAAUUCUCGGAUGUCAGAAUCCGAGCAAUCCAAAAGUGAAUCAAUCCCUCUAUCCAUGAACGAGGCUUCAAUUACUGAACUAUAUCCUCGAUAGUUGCUCCAGAAUUGUCUUAAAUUCUACAGCUUUUCCAGUUGACGAUGUCACUUGCUGAACCAACUUGGACCUGUCUCAAGUGGUAGGAUUAGGUGAGAGUUUAAAUAGAGAUUUUAAGUCUAUAUAAAGGUUUCAGACUUGUCUUAAAUUUUAUGGCUUUUCUGUUGAAUAUGCCGCUCAGUUCACUUUCAUUGAUAACCCAAUAUUUUCCUUCCAAUUAGAAUACGCCUUCUCUUUUUGAUC
This is a messenger RNA of Theobroma cacao (cacao), 2326 nucleotides long. Its product is annotated as cysteine-rich receptor-like protein kinase 29. Lineage: Eukaryota; Viridiplantae; Streptophyta; Magnoliopsida; Malvales; Malvaceae. Gene Ontology annotation, biological process: protein phosphorylation. Gene Ontology annotation, cellular component: plasma membrane. The record is from RefSeq and is a predicted model, not a curated record. Gene Ontology annotation, molecular function: protein serine/threonine kinase activity; ATP binding.